CGCUGAAAAAAGAGAGAGGGUUUCCGAGUGAAACUGGGGCAUUGAACUUUUGACACACAUAUAACAUGCAUUCUUUUUAUCGAUGCUUCAGACAUUUGACAGCUGUUUCAAAGCACAAUUUGUGUUUUCUGAGUUCUCCGGGAUGUGUUAGAAGCACCGUCCAUGCACGUGAUUACACGUCCGAAGGUGGACAAGUUUAUGGCGACGCAUUUUCCAGAUCGGUAAACAACCCUGCAGAGUUUUGGGCAGAGGCUUCAGAAGACAUUGUGUGGCACAAGAAAUGGACAAAAGUUUUGGACGAUUCGAGCUCUCCGUUUACAAAGUGGUUUGUGGGUGGACAGUUGAACACAUGUUACAAUGCUCUGGACCGCCAUGUGGAUGAAGGAAAUGGAGACCAAGUGGCUAUCAUCUUUGACAGCCCGGUCAGUAAACAGAUGGACAAAAUCACCUACAAGGAACUGCUUCACGAGGUCUCUAGAUUAGCAGGUGUGCUGAGGAAGUAUGGGGUGGAGAGGGGGGACAGGGUCCUGAUCUACAUGCCAAUGAUCCCCCAGGCAAUCAUUGCAAUGCUGGCCACCGCUAGGCUAGGGGCCAUUCACUCUCUGGUGUUCGGGGGAUUCGCGGCCAAGGAACUGGCUGUAAGGAUCGACCACGCUGAGCCAAAGAUUGUGAUCAGUGCUAACUGUGGAGUAGAACCCAACAGAAACGUGUUGUACAAACCGAUGCUGGACGAGGGCUUAGAAAUAGCCACCCAUAAACCUAAACACUGUAUCAUAUACAACAGACCAAUGUUCCCAUUCUGUGUGUUCAAGAAGGGUCGUGACCUUGACUGGAGUAUAGAGGUCGACAUGGCCAAGCCGGUGGACUGUGUCCCUGUCGACUCCAUGGACCCCGCCUACAUACUGUACACCUCAGGGACCACAGGCCUGCCAAAGGCUGUGGUGCGGCCCAGUGGGGGCCAUGCUGUUGUACUAAAGUGGUCUAUGUGGAACAUCUAUGGUCUCAGGCCUAAGGAGGUGUGGUGGUCCGCCUCAGACCUGGGCUGGGUCGUGGGACACUCCUAUAUUUGUUACGGCCCUCUACUGAAUGGGAACACCACCAUAGUGUAUGAGGGUAAACCCGUGGGGACGCCUGACCCUGGGGUCUACUUCCGGAUCCUGAAGGAGCAUGAUGUGGCGGCAAUGUUUGUGGCCCCCACUGCUAUCCGGGCCAUCAGAAGAGAGGAUCCAGAGGCUUCUUAUGCACAGAAAUAUCUUCCAUUGCCAAAGUUUCGUGGGCUCUUUGUGGCGGGGGAGCACUGUGACAAGGAGACCCUGGAGUUUGCCCGGUCAGUGUUGAAGGCUCCCAUACUGGACAACUGGUGGCAAACAGAGACAGGCUGGGCUAUCAGUGCGACGUGUGCAGGACUCGACAUGUCUCUGCUUCCUCCCUCAGGGGCUGCUGGGAAACCUGUCCCAGGCUGGAACGUUCAAGUGUUGAGAAAGGAUCUGACCCAGGCAGCUCCCAAUGAGCUAGGAGACAUUGUGGUCAAGCUUCCUUUACCACCAGGUGCCUUUUCUACUCUUUGGAAGAAUGAAGACAGAUUUAAGAAAACCUAUUUUGAAAGCAAACCAGGGUAUUAUGACACUAUGGAUGCUGGCUACAAGGACAGUGAUGGCUAUGUGUACGUCAUGGCAAGGAGUGAUGAUGUCAUCAAUGUGGCGGGACACAGACUUUCCACGGGAGCCAUUGAAGAGGCAAUCAUGACCAGUGAGGAUAUAGCUGAAGUUGCAGUUGUAGGGAUCCCUGACACCCUCAAGGGCCAGAUACCCCUGGGGCUGUGUGUCCUAAAGCAUGGUGUCUCUAAGUCAGCUGAGGAGGUUUUGAACCACGUUAGAGAUGUUGUGAGGAAGGAGAUUGGACCAGUGGCAGCUUUCAAGUUAGCUGUCAUUGUCCCAAAGCUCCCGAAAACUCGGGCUGGGAAGAUCGCCCGUAACACUGUAGCCCUAAUGGCUGCUGGACAGCCAUUUAAAAUUCCAGUGACUAUCGAGGAUGCUUCAGUUUACCCACACAUCAGGGAUUCUUUACAACAGAUUGGUUAUGCCAAAGAAUACCAGCCUCAAUAGAGGAUGCAGAGGUUUAUCCUCAGCUAGAGGAGGUUUUGAAAGAAGCAGGAUUCACUGUAGGUAAACCAGUAUAAACACAAUUUCAUUAUUAGACGGCGUGCAUCGAGGCCGUCCAAUUCAUGGUCAAUCCAAUAAUAAAGGAAAACUGCGGACAGUGAUGACCAGUUUCCUCCAAAAAGGGUACCUGUUUGUAGGUUCCAUGACUUAAUUGUAUAGGAUUCCAAUGAGGAGUAAAAAUAUGACAGCUGUGGGUUGGUGAUACAUGUAUACACACUGUUACAGAAAGUGCUAUAUUUACCAUUAUGUAAAAGUUGUUGAUAUUGUUUAAUUUUGAAUAUUGAGAAGACUUCAUUGUGUAUAGAGAGUAAUGAUUAUGUCCCUUGUUCUGGAGAGUUGUGUGUUAAACACCUUCAUUAGUCGGCUGUGAUUGUGAGCCUGCUUGUAUAGAUUUGCUUGUUUAUUAAUCACUAUUUCUAUUCACUGCUUGUUAGUACAAUAUUUUGAUAUGGUUGUACAUGUAUAUGAUGGCUUCUUGGUGAUAUAUAUAUAUACACUCUGUAUGUACAGACCAUUUGAUUGCAGGGAAUUAUUGUCUUACAUUGACCUGUUUUAUUUUAACUUAAUUGUCACAUUUACUCACACAAUCCCUGGAACAUUUUCAUUUGAUAAGAUAAAUUAUUUGGAUUUGUAUAGGAUCAUAUUAGAUUUGAAUUGUUGAUUUUCAUAUUUUGUUAUUGAUUCUUUAUUGGCAUUAGACCAAAUACAUGUAUAUAUGUACAUGUAACUAAAGGUUCCACAUGCAAUUCUUACAAACAGCCGUUGUGUUAACUCUUUUUGUGUUUGCAAGUUCUUCAGCAAUUGCUGACCACUGAGAUUUCUAAUUUUCAUUAAU
Molecule: messenger RNA, 2997 nt
Organism: Magallana angulata
Lineage: Eukaryota; Metazoa; Mollusca; Bivalvia; Ostreida; Ostreidae
Product: acyl-CoA synthetase short-chain family member 3, mitochondrial-like
Exons: 17
Coding region: 66-2105 (679 amino acids)
Source: RefSeq, a predicted model, not a curated record